CUAACAGUACUACUAUGACUUUAAUCCAAGGCCUCAUCACAGACACGUUCAAACAGAAUCUAAAAGCAAUCACACUUACCGAAAACAAAAUGAAACCUAAUGCAAAACAAUACACAAUCAAACAUAGAAAAAUCGCU
Molecule: messenger RNA, 137 nt
Organism: Racocetra persica
Lineage: Eukaryota; Fungi; Glomeromycota; Glomeromycetes; Diversisporales; Gigasporaceae
Source: the annotation of a GenBank genome assembly